Leptomonas pyrrhocoris is the source of this 4443-nucleotide messenger RNA. Its product is annotated as putative mitochondrial glycerol kinase, glycosomal. The coding region runs from base 1808 to 3346 and encodes 512 amino acids. Lineage: Eukaryota; Euglenozoa; Kinetoplastea; Trypanosomatida; Trypanosomatidae. Gene Ontology annotation, molecular function: glycerol kinase activity. Gene Ontology annotation, cellular component: mitochondrion. Gene Ontology annotation, biological process: triglyceride metabolic process; glycerol-3-phosphate biosynthetic process; glycerol metabolic process. The transcript has a single exon. The record is from RefSeq and is a predicted model, not a curated record.
GUAAGACAACGCAGGAGUGACCGCGAUGUUUUCUUCUGUUGCGUGAGAAACGAAUGAGCGCUUCUUCCUCUUACCGGUCGUUUGCUUUUCCUCCUCGUUGCUUUUCUUGUAUGAUUACAACUUUUUAGCGUCAAGAAUUACAGAGAUGUUUGUUUGGAUUAACGCAUGCCGUAAGCAGGAUGACCAGGAGGGACGGAGAGGACUAGCAAACGACCGGAGGAAAGGCGUCUGGCUCAGACUGCCCACGUAUCUGGCUUUUUUCUUUGUCUGUGAGCCUGCUUUUGGAGGUAGUGCAGCUGCGCGCUCUACAGCGGAGAAGGAAAAGAAAUUUGAAAGGAUGUCCAGUGCAGAGUAAGGAUUAAAAAGUCUUGAGGUGCUGCGUUUUUCUGCCUUUCUGGAUGAUUACGAAUUCUAGCGUCAAGAAUUACAGAGAUGUUUGUUUAUAUUAACGCAUGCCGUAAGCAGGAUGAUCGGAAAGGAAAAGAAAGAAGGCGAGUUCGCACGGGAGCGUGGAAAGAGUUUCACUUUGUACUAUCGUGCUCGUCAUCGUACAGUGAUGAAUAAAUGCGUUUGCCAUGGUACGAGAUGGGUUCCUGCUUCAACUGUUCAGAUGCUUGCUGCGUUGGAUGAUGAUCCAUGUUUAGCACAAUUCGACACUGAGUCGGAAACGUCAUGACGCACCGUGUCUCGACCGUGGAGGAUGCCCGCUGUGCACACAUCUUCUUUUCUAGGGGGUGUGGUGGGCAGUGGGUGCACUGACAACGCUGUUUCCGUCACGAUUGGCUUAAAGAAGUGCAAAGGGAACUCCGAAAAGACAGCGUUGAACCCUAGAAGAAAAUGUGGCAACUGUUUGUAUCUCUGUUUAUGUGUGAAUGGAUGGUUAUCCCUGUCAGAUGUACAUCGGGGGUUGAAUUGAUUGCCGUUGCCUCGCAUCUAUAUGAUGAUCCACGUUUAGCACAAUUCGACACUGAGUCGGAAACGUCAUGACGCACCGUGUCUCGACCGUGGAGGAUGCCCGCUGUGCGUUCUCGCUUCUCUUUGGGAGGUGAGUCGCGCAGUGGGUGCACUGAUAGAUUGUGUCUUGCAACAUUGUUUUUCUUUUCACAAGGUUUUCGUGUUGAUAGUGUUUGUAACGGUCGGAUUUUCCUUCGACAUCGUAUGCAGCUCCCUCGCUUCGCAUACCACGCUCUUGUCGCUUCCCACUGCCGCAUCAAUCGGCUUAACAUCAUGGGUUAGUAUACUUGAGCCAGAGAAACAAGAUACCGAAGGGCGCCACCGUCGUCUGCGGAAGUGUUUGUUAAUGGUAGAGUGUCUACCCGUCAUCAUCUAUAGCUGUCCAACUAAGAAGGCACUUCACAACAUCAUCAAAACGCAACCGCGACCUCAAAAGAAGGAAAGAAGGCGGUCUUUGCGCUGAGCAGUAGAGUCCAUCAACACAAAAACUUUAGAGCGCGUUCGGUAGAACCUUCAGACGCUUUCUCUAUACAGCGGUUCAACGCUACUAUAUUCCAUGUUGCAGUACCGUACUGAGAGUACUCGACAACACUACGUCAUAACUGGACUCCUUCGCAUUCACCGUCUCUCUACCUCUCCCCGCUCUCCUCCCCCCUCGCGUAACGCUGCGGCGACGCCACGUGAACGCCGCCACCGGGUCCACCGCGUAAACCUACACGCGGGGAAGAUAAGUAACCGCCAUCCCCUCCGUCUUUCUUCUCAAACCGGUCUCCCCACAUCAGCCAAAACAAAAACGAUUCUCCUUUCACUUUUCUCCCCAUAAAAAUACCAAUAACGCUGUUCUGUUUCCACGAUGCCGUACGUUGCCGCCAUUGACCAGGGCACGACCUCGAGCCGGUGCAUCAUCUUCGACGACCACUUUAAGGUUGCUGCGGACCACCAGCUGCCCCACGAGCAGUUCACGCCGCAGCCCGGCUGGCUGGAGCACGACGCGGAUGAGAUCUUCCGCAACUGCUGCCUGUGCGUGACGAACGCGGUGAAGAAGCUGCGCGCGAAGGACCCGAAGUUCGACAAGAUCAGCGGCAUCGGCAUCACGAACCAGCGUGAGACGAGCGUUGCCUGGGACCGCAAGACCGGCAAGGCGCUGUGCCACGCCCCUGUGUGGAGUGACGCGCGCACGCACGAGGUGUGCAACCGCAUCGCCAAGGAGGUGGGCGGCGGCAACAACAACUUCGCCGCUGAGAUCACCGGCCUGCCGGUGAGCACGUACUUCUCUGCCUUCAAGUACCGCUGGAUGCUGGAGAACGUGCCGGCUGUCGCGGAGGCGCGCAAGAACGGCACCCUCAUGUUCGGCACGAUCGAGUGCUGGCUGAUGUACAAGCUGAGCGGCGGCAAGACGUUCGUGACGGAUGUGUCGAACGCGAGCCGGACCUUCCUGAUGGAGCUGAGCACGCAGAAGUGGUCGGCGGAGCUGUGCAAGAAGCUGGACAUCCCAAUCGAGGCGCUGCCGGAGAUCCGCAGCAACAGCGAGCGCUACUGCGACAUCGCCACGCCGGAGUUCGGCGUCGUCGAGGCACUGGGCGUCACGACGCCGAUCACCGGCUGCAUUGGCGAUCAGCAGAGCGCGCUGUUCGGCCACAUGGGCUUCCACAAGGGUGACGCGAAGAACACGUACGGCACGGGCUGCUUCAUGCUGAUGAACGUGGGCCCGAAGGUGCAGUACUCGAAGCACGGGCUUCUGGCCACCAUCGGCUACAAGCUGGGCAACAAGCCCACCACCUUCGCCCUCGAGGGCUCGAUCGCCAGCUGCGGCGCGACGGUGGAGUGGAUGCGCCGAAACUUGGGCUUCUUCGGCCACCCCCGCGAGAUGGAGGCGAUCGCCCGGAAGGAGGCGAGCACGGACGGCAUCGUCUUCGUUCCCGCCUUUGGCGGCCUGCUCUGCCCCUACUGGGACCCGACGGCGCGUGGCACCAUUGUCGGCAUGACGUACAAGACGAACAAGUCGCACAUCAUCCGUGCGGCGCUGGAGGCCAUCUCGAUGCAGGCGGGCGCGGUGCUGCUGGCGAUGAACCAGGACAGCGGCGUCGAGCUGAAGCGCCUGCGCGUCGAUGGCGGUCUGACGAACAGCCGUCUGCUGCUGGAGAUGCAGGCCGAUAUCCUUGGCGUGGACCUCUACGUGCCGCGCAUGAUUGAGACGACCGCGCUCGGAGCCGCGCUCUGCGCCGGUCUCGGCUGCGGAUUGUGGAAGUCGACGGACGAGAUUACGGCCAUCGCGAAUAAAGUGUUGCAGGGCGUCACGGUGACCCCGACGAACACCGACCCGGCGGUGCGCCAGGCGCGCGUGGAUGCGUGGAACGAGGCGGUGAAGCGGUCGAAGUGGGCGAAGCUGUAACGCUGCUCUGCGUGGUGAGCAGCGGACGUCGUGUUGCCGCGGCACUGUGCUGCUGAUGCUUUUUGCCUUUUCCUCCUCGCAACGCCUCUCGUUUGCGUUUUCUCAUUCGGCUCACACGACGGUGUGAGAGAGCAAGAGAGCGAGAGCGCACGAGGGAAGGAGCAAAGGAGCACGGCGGCUUCCGCGGCGGCUGCUCACGACGUACGGGUGCGGUGGCUGAUAGAAGACAGUGCUCCUAUCGUCGCAAACAAGGGCGAGCGCCGCGAACCAAAACACAACCUUUUUUCUUCGCUUUUCUCUCUUCGCGCUAUGCGCUCUUUUUUUUUCCGGUCUCGCGAUACACGCGCGAGUAAUAAUAGUAGUAGGACGAAGAGCGACGCCGUCGUCAGCGCCUACUUGUUUCCUCGACAUCGGUGGCGUCGCUUCAAGCGGACCCAGUGCGAUGUGACCAGCUGGUGGAUUGGUGUGGGCUCGUGUCGCUGGUCGCCUUUCGUUUCUUUUUUCUUCGCUGGAGUUCACGCAUGCGUUGGUGGGUGUUUUCUUAUUCUUUCCAACGCAACAGCACGCCACCGGCGACACGACAGACUGACUCGGAGGCGCACAGGGGAUGGCGCCAUCGCGGCGUCGCAACGCAAAACCUCUGCGAAAAGAAGAGUGCAACGCCGAAGGAGCACAAAACAUUUUUUAAAUAUCCUCUCUUUCUUUUCGUUUCUUUUUUUCAUGGAGCCGAACACUGCGUUUGUGUGCGCUUGAAUAAAAUACUGAAAACCACCGAGAAGAACUCCAAAGCGAGUUGCGGCGCCCUGCACCGCCUCGCGCUUUGCUGCACUUCUUAGAUGCUUCUUUUUUCUUUUUUCUCUUCUGUGAGUGCUGUUGGUGCGUGUGCGUGAGUGAGUGAGCAAAGACGUGAAGUGCGACUCGUCCUCGUGUCGUGUCUUGCAGUUCCGUCUUGCUCGCGCAGCCCACCGUCGUUGGUCAAAAAUCUGAUUUUAACUUUCUUUUUUUCUCACACUGAAAACGUUCUUUUUCAUUUUUCUGAUCUUUGUUAUCGCUCUCUUGUUUCCUUAACGUGCGAUGCUAAACGCAGCUAACACAAU